Messenger RNA from Trypanosoma rangeli, 1440 nucleotides. Its product is annotated as putative 6-phosphogluconate dehydrogenase,decarboxylating. The transcript has a single exon. The record is from RefSeq and is a predicted model, not a curated record. Gene Ontology annotation, biological process: pentose-phosphate shunt, oxidative branch; pentose-phosphate shunt. Gene Ontology annotation, cellular component: cytosol. Lineage: Eukaryota; Euglenozoa; Kinetoplastea; Trypanosomatida; Trypanosomatidae. Bases 1 to 1440 code for a protein of 479 amino acids. Gene Ontology annotation, molecular function: phosphogluconate dehydrogenase (decarboxylating) activity; NADP binding.
AUGUCGAUGGACGUUGGAAUCGUUGGGCUGGGUGUGAUGGGUGCUAGCCUGGCACUAAACAUUGCAGAGAAAGGGUUUCACGUGGCGGUUUUUAACCGCACAUACUCCAAAGCCGAAAGCUUUAUAAAAGAGCACGCUUCGGCUCAUUUUGCAGCGAAUCUCAAGGCAUUUGAGACGAUGAAAUCUUUUGUCAUGGCUAUCAAAAAACCCCGCAAGAUUCUUAUUCUUGUCCAGGCUGGUGCGGCCACCGAUGCGACGAUUGAGCAGUUGAAGGGCGUUCUGGAGAAGGACGACAUUAUUGUGGACACGGGUAAUGCGCAUUUCAAGGAUCAGACCCGCCGGGCUGAGCAACUGGAGGCGACAGGCCUGCGUUUUCUUGGAAUGGGCAUUUCAGGUGGUGAGGAGGGAGCUCGAAAAGGACCUGCCUUUUUUCCGGGUGGCACACUGAGUGUAUGGAAGGAGAUCCAACCCGUCGUUGAGGCUGCCGCUGCAAAGGCAGAUGAUGGGCGCCCAUGCGUCACCAUGAAUGGUCGUGGUGGGGCUGGUUCGUGUGUUAAGAUGUACCAUAACGCUGGGGAGUACGCCAUUCUGCAGGUAUGGGGUGAGGUCUUUGAUAUUCUUCGUGCGAUGGGGUUAAACAAUGACGAGGUGGCUGAAGUCCUUGAGGAUUGGAGGGCUAGGGGAUUUUUGGCUUCAUAUAUGCUUGACAUUUCCAUUGUCGCCGCGCAGGCCAAGAUUGCGGAUGGCAGCUAUCUUUCCGAACACGUCAAGGACUGCAUUGGUUCCAAAGGCACAGGUCUGUGGUCUGCACAGGAGGCGCUAGAAGUUGGCGUUCCAGCACCAAGCCUAAACAUGGCUGUGAUAUCCCGGCAGUUGACAAUGUACAAGUCUGAACGCGAGACUAACGCAAAGGCAUUUCCAUUUGUUCUACAAGUUCCUGGCUACACAAUAGAGGAGAAAGGCCCUAACGCACCAGAAAUUCGGCAACUCUAUCAUGCUGUUUCCAUUGCUAUUAUUGCGUGUUAUGCGCAAAUGUUUCAGUGUCUCCGCACUUUGGACAAGGUGUAUAACUUUGGCUUGGACUUGCCGGCCAUCAUCGCCACUUUCCGGGCUGGUUGUAUUUUGAAGGGGUAUAUCCUCCAGCCAAUGACUGAGGCAUUUGCGAAUAACCCACAUUUGAGUAACCUGAUGUGUGCCUUUGAAAAGGAAAUAACUGAAGGACUGCAGAGCUAUCGCGAUAUUUUGGCUCUCGUCACGUCAAAGACGGCCUUGACGCUCCCUGUACUAUCCGCCACUCUAGUGUACGUCAACGGGAUGUUCACACCGACGCUUAAGUAUGGUCAGCUUGUAUCACUGCAAAGGGAUGUGUUUGGCCGCCAUGGAUACGAGAGGCUGGACAAAGAUGGGCGUGAGUCCCAUAACUGGCCGGAGCUACAAUAA